Molecule: messenger RNA, 4544 nt
Organism: Schistocerca gregaria
Lineage: Eukaryota; Metazoa; Arthropoda; Insecta; Orthoptera; Acrididae
Product: tRNA (adenine(58)-N(1))-methyltransferase non-catalytic subunit TRM6-like
Exons: 4
Coding region: 579-2210 (543 amino acids)
Biological process (GO): tRNA methylation
Cellular component (GO): tRNA (m1A) methyltransferase complex; nucleus
Source: RefSeq, a predicted model, not a curated record
AUGUAUGUUAGACUGUGGUACACAGUAUCACGAGUUAUCUUUGGAUUGUUGAUAUGUUAUGUUGAUGUAUAUAUGGCAGCACGUGUGUCGUUUGUCUGUGUCCGUUAUUGUAGCAUGAAUUAAGAUCUUUCACACUUUAUGUGAGAUCAGAAUUAUGAAUCUGAAAUGGGCGCAUAUGUAUUAUGGUUUCAUGCUAAUAUCAGCAAAAAAAACCUGGCAGCAAGAAAGUGAUAUUUAAUUUUUUUUAAAUGUACCUUGUUUACAAACAGCAUUGAUAUAAAUUUCAGAAAUAUUGUCAGCCCCCCUAGAGCCUGGUUGGACACGCUACAGAUUUGAACGUGAUGCAUUAGAUUAAUGAGGGAGUCGUCGUUCAUACAUAGCGAGAUUUGAUGUGAACAUUCUCUGGUUACCAAUUUCCAAGAACUCUGACAGCUUCUUCUGAACUGAAGUUAGCCAUAUGUUGAAUUUAUCCUGUUGAUUGUCAACAGCUUGGCUGGAAGGUGGACUGGAAUCUCUCUUGCCUGUCGUUGUAUGAUUUUAGUGAAGUGCUGCUAGAAAAGUAGACAGUUGUCCCUGCCAUGAUGGAAGUGGAUGAGGCUUCUGAUGGAACCCAUGCUCAGUGCUCCAAGGAAAAUAUGAUGAAAAUCGGUGACUAUGUAGUCAUACAGAGGAAGAAUUAUUCAAAAAUUCACAAAAUUUCCAACAAAUUGUCAGUGAUGAUUGGAAACAACCAAUUGGAACUGGAUAACAUCAUUGGGCGACCAUUUUCCACAACAUUCAGAAUGGUGCCAAAGGAAAAGAAAAGAAAUGUUUUUAUGUUGGAGGAGUGUAGCAAGGCUGAAAGCCUCGUUGAAAAGCUUAUAAAGGAUGUUGCCAGUGGAACAGACAAUAGAAAUAUAGUUAGUGAUAACAGUUCUCAAAAAUUAUCCAAGGAGGAGAUUGUCAGCUUGCGUGAUAGUGGAAUGUCUGGUUGUGACAUAGUAAGUCAGCUUUUAGAGAACAGUAAAACAUUUCAGGAGAAAACCGAGUAUUCUCAAAAGAAAUAUUUAAGUAAGAAAGAAAAGAAGUAUUUUGAUUAUGUGUUAAUUAGGAAACCUACUCUACGAUUGGUGUGUGACAUAAUUUAUAAACAAGACCCUAUGAAAAUAAUAGGUUUGCGUUGUGACACACUCUCUCAACUGAUUACUGGUGUAGGUGUCAGUUCAGGUGGGACAUACAUAGUUUAUGAAAGCUCCUGUGAGGGAUUACCGACAGCAGCACUUCUCAAUUAUUUAGGUGACGAUGGGUAUUUAGUACAUACUUUCCCAGGAAUGACACCUCAAAGACAGGCAAUUUUUGCUAUGAAUUAUAGUGAGUCCCAGAAAAAGCGACUAAUCAGUGUUAGUAUCAUGAGUCUCAUGGAAAAAUUAAAUAAAAAAAUUGCUAUUGAAAGUUGUACUAGUCGUUCACAGACAGGAGACCAUGUACAACAAGAUAUUAAUAACGGAGGGGAAAGUGUUCAUUCGGAACUUACAGGUGUCACUGCUUUUAUAUCUAGUAGCUGUGGCACAGUGAUGAAUGAGGAAAGUGGAAGGCAUGUAGACGUGUGUCCUGAUACAAAUUUGAAGCAGAGUGUAGAAGAAAAAGAGUUCAGUAGGAAUGAACUUUUAACAGGGGAUCAGCAGUCAUGUGAUAGAUCAGAUGAAAAUAAUCAUUUUAUUUUGAAUUCAGGUGAUAUUAGGUUAGAUGAUUCAGGGAGUGGACUUACGCAUCAAACCUUAACAUCAAGUAAUGACAGCCGAGAGGAAGAAAGAAUUUUUCAUGAUCUUAAAAGAAAAAAUGCAGUCCCUGAAUUGAACGAAGUAAAGAAACCACGUUGGGAGGUGGAUUUAGACAGAGCCGUGGAUUUGCUGUCACCACAAAAUGUUGACGGUCUAGUUGUUGUUGGACGUGAAGAUCCAGCUGACAUAGUUUUACCAUUGCUACCAUACCUCGCUCCAUCUAGAAAUUUUGCUGUAUAUUCCUGGUGUCGCGAGCCUUUAGUUGAACUUUACAUCAAAUUAAAGAAGGAUGGUGGUGUCAUUAAUGCUCACCUUACAGAAACAUUCUUUCGGACUCAUCAGGUUCUUCCCAACAGAACACAUCCUGAUAUUCAGAUGAGUGGAAGUGGAGGCUAUAUAUUAUUGGGAACAGUAGUGCUUCAGCAUUCACCAAAAGAAAAAAAUAAUUAAUUUUAGUAUUUUUUGACGUAAGCUUUAUAUUCAGUGGUGGUGUUAAAUGUUGAAUCAAUACAUCCACUCUUUUUCGUUUUUGAUUUUACCUGUUUGUAUUGAGAAGAACUAGCUAACAGUUUUAUAUGUUCUUGAGACAUCUCAUAUCCACAGCAUGCUCUAGAUAAUUAAAAUGUUAAAAUAAUUCUCUAAAGAAAUAUAUUUUUGUGACAAAAUAUUUCCUUUUCUUGUACAUCAAGCAUAUUUGAAAAGUAUUUUUUAAACAAUUUUACCUUUCUUAGUAAAUGAAGAUCUUGUAGUACAUGAAAUAAAUGGUAGUUACUACUGGAAUGCCAUUUAUCUGAAUUUUCAAGCUAUGUAGUUGAGUUUAUGCUGUUUUGUUUGCACGACAAAAAUUUCAUAUUAAAUUAACUUACCAAUAUCCUCACCAGUGCUCAUUACAUUGUCAUGUGCUUUAGCUGAAAGAAAAUGUUUUUUGAGACAUCCCCACAUUUAUCCUCUACAUUUGAAUAAUAUGUGCUUGUAAAGUUUUUUAUUCAUUGGCUUGCAGCACCUAUGUUUUCCUGUGCUUCACUGCAUUAUUUUUUUAGUAAUUGCACAAUGAAUGAAAUUCUUCAUUGAACAACAUGGUAUGGACAAGCCAUUUUCCCCUUUCAUUUAAAGUUGUGUAAUACUCUAAUCUACAUGUAUACACUGUUUGGAAUUGCUUAUAAAAUCAAGAAAGUAUUCUUUAACAUUUUACACUUCUCUUGGUCUUUUCUUCUUUUCCUAUUCUUGGUAGCACAAUUAGUAUUCUCAUUUACUGAUUUACAACAAUUGAUGCAUCUUGAUCAGCAUGAAAGCUGUUUCCUUUAUCAUCUACAUACAUACUCCACAACUCAGCAUAUGGUACAUGGCAGACUACUGCUAGUAAUUCAUUUUCCUGUUCCACUUGCAAAUGGAGCAAAGGAAAAAACAACUGUUGAUGUGCUUCCAUAUGAGCCUCGAUUUUUCUAAUCUUGCUUUUGUGAUCCUUACAUGAGAUGGAAGGUGCUGGCAGUAGGAUUGUACUGCACCCCAUUGCAAAUGCAGUUUCUCUAAUAUUUUUCAACAUGUUUCGCAAAAAUAUCAUCAUCUUCCCUCCAGAGAUUCCCCAUUAAGUUCACAUAGUAUUUCUGUAAUAUUUCCUGAUGAAAUAUAACCAUUACAAAUUUAACAACAUGCAUCUGAAUUGUUUUGAUGUCUUUGUUUAAUGUGACCUAGUGGGGAUCUUAAAAACUCAAGCAUUAUUCACGAAUGAGUUGCAGAAGUGCCCUGUAUACAGUUUCCUUUGUAGAUGAGAUACACUUUUCUAGAAUUCUCCCAAUUAACCAAAGUUGACCAUUUGCCUUCCCAAUAACCGACCUUACAUGUUCAUUUCACUUUUUAACUUUGCAGUCAUCAUCAUCAGCAGCAACAGCAUUUGAAUAAGAGUAAAUAUCUGGGAGAAGAAUUAGUAGUAAUCAUGAUUGAAUAUAUGCACUGAGAAAUGCCAAAGAUAAUGUUAUUUAGUUUUAAAUCACUUCAGAUCGAGACAAUUUUGUAUUAUUUUAAUUUUGUUAUAUGAGUUCUGAUUUUAAGUCUGUUUGCAUGUUACUUAAAAUAUGUUUAUUUGAGUACAUAUUACCUGUCUUCAUCAGCAGAUGAUGGAACAAUGCUCAAAACAUGGCUAAAUAUCAUGUGUGUGUGAGAAAUCACUGUUGCUGUCUGUUGUGUCCACUACAUUGUUAAGAAAUGCCACAAAAAGAGAAUACAAUGGAGCUUUAGCACAAUAGUGUACAUUUCAAAUGCCUGUCCACACAUGCCACCCACAUCUUCAUCUGAGAUUCACAACCCAUGAUAUUAUUUGGAGUGGAAGGUAUUUUAUUUUUUCCCCUUUCUAUUCCACCUGCAUAUGUCUGUGGAAAGACCGCUGGUAUGCCACAAUAUAAGCCUAAAUUUGCCCAUCUUUAUUCUCAUGUGUUUAUGGGAGAUGAGAAAUUUCCCAUAAAGAUAAUUCUGAGGACAAUUGAAGAGAAGGCAGAGGAUAUGCUGAGGAAGAUCAGUUUGGAUUCAGGAUCAAAGAAACAGUUGUGAGACUGAGGCCCCAUAUCAGAAAGCAAAUGCAGAAAAUUGAACCAACUUAUAUUGUUUUUGUAGACAUGGGAAAGGGAUUUGAUAAUGUUAUCUGGCAAGAGGUGUUAAGAGUGCUGAAGAAAGCAGGUAAAAAAUACGCAGACAUGCGGGUGAAAAUAUGCAGACAUGCAGGUGACACUCAGUUUCUUUAAGAAUGAAAUGGCUGGAUUAUGAAUUUUCAUCAGAAACAAGAAGCAAAAA